Messenger RNA from Phascolarctos cinereus (koala), 8053 nucleotides. It is a transcript of the gene DENND1B, whose product is annotated as DENN domain containing 1B. Gene Ontology annotation, molecular function: phosphatidylinositol phosphate binding; guanyl-nucleotide exchange factor activity. Gene Ontology annotation, cellular component: nuclear speck; intracellular membrane-bounded organelle; cytosol. Gene Ontology annotation, biological process: endocytic recycling; endocytosis; T cell receptor signaling pathway. Lineage: Eukaryota; Metazoa; Chordata; Mammalia; Diprotodontia; Phascolarctidae. The record is from RefSeq and is a predicted model, not a curated record.
GCCGACCCCGGGGCCAGUUGCGUGGAUCUAGGCGAGCAGCGGAGCGGGCCGAGCUCGGACUCGACAUGUAAUCAUGGACUGCAGGACCAAAGAAAAUCCAGAAAGAACAUUCGACUUGGUAUUGAAGGUGAAAUGUCAUGCUAUUGAGAAUGAAGAACCGAUGGUAUUAUGGAAGUUCCCAGAGGACUUUGGAGACCAGGAAGUGCUGCAGAGUGUGCCAAAGUUCUGUUUCCCUUUUGACAUUGAAAGGGUUUCUCAAAAUCAAGUUGGACAACACUUUACUUUUGUGCUAACAGAUAUUGAAAGUAAACAGAGAUUUGGAUUUUGUCGUUUAACAUCAGGAGGCAAAAUUUGCUUAUGCAUCCUUAGCUACCUUCCAUGGUUUGAGGUGUACUACAAGCUUUUAAAUACUUUGGCAGAUUAUUUGGCUAAGGAACUGGAAAAUGAUUUGAAUGAUAUACUAAAAUCACUAUACAGCCACCCUGUACCAAAGGCAAACACUUCAGUCAGUUUGAAUGUGGUAUCAGCACCAUAUUUGUAUCAUGAAAAUAAUUUGCAGUCUUACUUCAUUGCCCCUGAUUUAACUGGACUACCAACAAUACCUGAAAGUAGAAAUCUUACAGAAUAUUUUGUUGCUGUGGAUGUGAACAAUAUGCUGCAACUGUAUGCCAGUAUGUUACAUGAGAGGCGCAUCAUCAUUACUGCUAGCAAAUUAAGCACUUUAACUGCCUGCCUUCAUGGAUCAGCUGCGCUGUUAUAUCCAAUGUACUGGCAACAUAUCUAUAUCCCAGUGCUUCCGCCACAUCUGCUGGACUACUGCUGUGCCCCAAUGCCAUACCUGAUUGGAGUUCACUCCAGCCUCAUAGAGAGAGUGAAAAAUAAAUCAUUGGAGGAUGUGGUUAUGUUAAAUGUUGACACAAACACUUUGGAAACACCAUUUAAUGACCUGAACAACCUACCAAGUGAAGUGGUCUCGGCCUUGAAAAAUAAACUGAAGAAGCAGUCUACAGCUACGGGUGAUGGAGUAGCUAGAGCCUUUCUUAGGGCUCAGGCUGCUUUGUUUGGAUCCUACAGAGAUGCAUUGAGAUACAAACCUGGUGAACCCAUCACUUUUUGUGAGAAUAGUUUUGUAAAGCAUCGUUCCAGCUUGAUGAAGCAAUUUUUGGAAACUGCAGUGAACCUUCAACUUUUCAAGCAGUUUAUUGAUGGUCGACUGGAAAAACUAAAUGCAGGAAGAGGGUUUUCUGAUGUAUUUGAAGAAGAGAUCACUUCAGGUGGCUUCUGUGGAGGAAACUCAAGAUCUUAUCAGCAAUGGAUGCACACAGUCAAGAAGGGAAGUGCGUUAUUUAAUACAGCAGUGACCAAAGCAACCCCUGCCGUACGGACAGCAUAUAAAUUUGCAAAGAAUCAUGCUAAACAAGGAAUAAAAGAAGUAAAGAGUAAACUAAAACACAGGGAGAAUGAAGAAGACUAUGGAUCUUGCUCUGGUUCUGUACAGUAUACACCAGUUUACAAAUUACACAGUGAAAAAGGUGGGAAGCUAGAGAAGCAUAAACUAGUGCAGGCACGCUUAAAAAGACCAAUGAAAAGCACCGACUCUGUCCUGUUUGAAGAUGAAGAUGAUGACAUGGACAGAGCAAGCAAGUUAUCAUCAGAGGACAGUGAGGAAGCUUCUGCUUAUUUUUAUGAGAGUGAUGAUUCUGUUGAAGCUAGAGUAAAGACUUAUUACCCAGGUGAAAUGGACUUACUAGGAGAAAUCCUUGAUACUUUGAGUACACAUAGCUCAGAUCAAGGAAAGCUAUCAGCAGCAAAGAGCCUGGAUUUUUUUAGAUCAAUGGAUGAUAUUGAUUACAAGCCUACGAACAAAUCCAAUGCACCUAGUGAGAGUAAUCUGGCUAUACUUUGUGGCAGUUCUAAUGAUCAAGCUGAAUGGAAUCUUGGUCAGGAUGAUAGCGCUGUCCAUGGGAAACAUCUCCCACCAUCCCCAAGAAAACAUGCUUCUUCUGCUGGUUUAACAGAAUCUCUCUUCAUUCUGAAAGAGGAAAACAAUGAAAAACACCUCAGUGCCAACAAUGUGAAUUGCCCAGUGAUGGUGGUAAAUUCAACUUCUCCUGCAGAAUCAGUUUUACAACUUGAUUCUUCAGAAGAUUCACAGACAGAUAGUCCUUUCCAAGGAAAAACUGAAAAUAAUGAAACACUAAGCCAUACCUCAGAUGAUCAACUUAAUCUCAGCCUUAGACGACAUCUAUCUACUCUAGUUCCUUGGGAAAAAGAUGGGAAUGAAGCAAAGGAAACUUCUGGAGAGGCUGGACUACUUCAUGAAGUCGUGACGUUAUGUCAUAUGACAUCUGCUUUCCAUCAUGGUUUGAACAUUUCAGAGGAUAACAGCAGUGGAAAUAAAGCUUAAGUUGGUUGUCAAAGGGGAGAUCACUUCCUUCAAAAAUUCAUAGGGAAUCCUCUUAGACUUUCAAGUUAUGUGUUAAACAAGUUUUGUAGGAAUCAUAACUCUUAUAAUUUUGAAAUACUGUUUGGCUUGGUACAUGAAUUUCACCUGUUCAGUAAUUUAAUGGCUAUUUCAUCUAUUGAUUUGUUUAUUUGGAGUCUUAAAGAUAAAGCCAACUGUGAUGUUGUGCUUUUAGAUCAGGUACUAGUUUGUUGAGUCUACAUAUUUAACAUGAUUGCCCCUGGAAUAUGGUGCUUAAUGUCAUCCAUUUCAUUUAUCCAGAGGGAAACAUAUAUGACUUUCAGAUAACCAAUUAGUACUGCAUCCCUUUGGUUGAGCAUGAGCUGAACAAGUUGUUAUAAAAUGAGCCUGAAACUCUUAAAAUACUGAUCAGCAAAUUGCCUUAAUCUUAAGCCUAUAUUAAAUAUUAUACAAUGAUCGUGAGUGAAUUAUGGGACUAUGCUUAAUUGUCUCAGAAGGCAAAUGUUCUCAAGAGCAAUAAUAACUUUUUAAGCAUUGAUUCAAGGGCCAAAAGUACUUUUUUUAAAUUAAAAGAAAUUCAAAGAAAUGUUGCAUAUGAGUUAUAGAAAGAAAAAUAAGGCCAUGUCUUCCAAAAUUUGACAGGUACGAACACACCUUUUACUCAGUAUAUGAAGUGCUAAAGCAUAAUGUGAAGUCAGUGAAUUUCUGUUUACAACUGAGACACUUUAAAUAGUUUCUAUUGUCCCCAUGUACAUCUCUACUAUCUAGGAGUCUUGAGAAAGGGAAAUGUGGUAUAAACUGAAUUCAUAGACUAUGUUGCUAAGAUUUAUUUUAUUUUUAUGAACUAAUCUUUUGAAAUACCAUUUACUUUGAAUUUUAACAUCUUUCUGGAUUUUGAAAUUUUAAAUUAGGUGUAACAUCUUCUUGGAUUUUAGAAAGGAAUAAUGAUCUGUUUCAUAGUGGUAUAGGAUAGAUCCAAAAGUACAGCUAGAAAAAGCAGUGAAAUGUUAUGUUUUAAUUGGGUUCUGCAACUUUUUUAUAUAAUACGCAACUAUAUCAUUAGAAAUUUUAAAAAUGGACGCUAUUUUUAGGAAAAGAUAAUUAAAUGGUUUACUUGGAGGAUUUUGAGAGGCAGUCCAAUAAACAUUAGACCUUCACUAUGAAAUAUUUACUAAAAGAAUACUUUUUCCACAUAUGCUUGGUUUUUCUUAAGUAUAUUUUUUUAGUUGCCAAAGAUCUUUUUUAAAAAUAUAAAAAAGAGUUACCCUUUGUCUUUAAAAUAUUUGAGCAAAGCAAGGGUUAUGUUUUUUUUUCCUAUCCACACUCCAAAAUACAGUAGACAUUUUUACAUCCAUUUAGGUUUCAAAUGGAAAGAAUAAUGUGAAACUGUUAACCUUUUCUGAAGAAAAAAAAUUUUGAAGUAUCUUUUUAUAAUACAAAAACUCAAGGCUUUAUCAAAUAUUGCCUUAAUCUGCUCAUUCCAAAUUUCCAUUGUAAUUCAUUAAGGGGUUAUAUGCAAUAAAAAGAUUUUAUUUUGUGAAUUUGCUUUUAAAUAAUAAAAAAGAACUGUAGGAUUCUUAAACAAUUUCUGAAAAGCAAAUUAUAUCACCUACCUUAAUUGGCAAGUCCCACUUUACUAUUUGCAAAAACACUUAACUGAGAUAUAUAGUUCUUAAAAAUGAAUUUUGAUGUAAACUAUUGCUUUAGGAAUCAUUCAUAUCUCUGAACUUUGAAAAAUACUGAAAUCUAGGCUAUGUAAAAUUAAUUUUCAUCCAUUUGCUUAAUUGCAUGAAUGAUGAUUGUAUCCCAUGACCUAUGUUUGCCUCCUAAAUCCUUCAGACAGUGUACAAGGUAGGCAAUUAUACAGAUAUGAUCAUUUUGUUGAAAAAUGUUUUGCCAUAAAUAUCUAACUUACAUAUUUGAUUAAGUGAUUUAAGGUACAUUUUUAAGAUUGUAUAAGUUAUUUUGUAGUUUCAAUGAUAUUUUAAAGGCUAAUAUUUGUGCCUUAUUUAAGCAUAUAAAAUUGGUAGUUAUCCAUAAUUUUAAAAUCCUUUGUUACUGUCAAAAUAGCCCCAAAAAAGUAGUCAACACUGGUAUUUCAAGGCAUUAAUUUAUAUCUAUAUUUAUAGGUCAGCAGUCUUCAUAGUGUUGUAGGUAUUCUAAUUAGAAUGGUCCAAGAAUUAAACUAUUCUUAAUUUCUUUCUUUCUUCCUUUUCUAAAAUUAUUGAUAACUUAUGAUGAAACAGCAAUUGAAAUUAUAAUUUCUCUCUUCUAUGAAAGAAAAUUAUCAUGAAAGAAUUUUUAGAAUGAGGAUUAUAUUGCUUAAUAAGGACUUUUGAUUUUGCUAUCUUUCCUCAACAAAGUCUUGGCCAUUAUUUAAUUCCUAUCAACAAAGAGUCCUGUAUGCUUCCGACUUUGAUCCAGUUGUCCUGUGGAUCAUUUAUACUCUAUUUUUGAAGAAGAAGAAGAAGAAGAAGAAGAAGAAGGGAAAGGAAAGUUAGGAACAAGAAAAUGCAGACUUAGAAACUGUAAUUUUGUUUAAACAAAAAGUGGCACAUUUAGUGAUUAUAUCUUUUUGAAUAAAUGUAAAGCCAUAAAUAUAGAACAGGAUUUUCUUUUCUGAUUAAAUAAUUAACAUUUCAGUUAUUCAGUAAAUAUUUAUUUGAGUACCAAGUAUGUAUAAAGGUACUGUGUUAGACUAUGGAGAAUUUAUAAAGCUGUAUUAAUGACAAUCCCUGCCCUCAAAGAAUUUGCAAUCUAAUGUAAAAUGGAAAGCAUUUUCACAUCCUUAAGGUAAUAUUGAUUCAGUGUAAUAAGCAUUAAUUAUCUAAUAACUGUGACCAUCAAUUUAAAAAAAACUUGUAUUUUGUAUAGAAGUCACUAACGGGCCAAAGUUUUCUCAGAAAGGGAAGGAAAAGGCUUCUGUAGCUGGUCAAGUUAAAGAACCCUGUGAGUAAAGACUUUUAGAAGAUAUUCCCAGUUUUCAGCUCUCUUUUCAGUCUAAUAUGCUAAUUAUUAUAAUGUGGACUUCCACAACUGUCGUUUAAAGGCUAUUACCAGAGUCCUUUUAAAAUGUGAAUGAGAAUGUCAUUUUAGCACAUUGUAUUAAACUAUUAUAAGAAUUUAAUCAAGAAAAACAGAAACUUCCUCCUCUUCCAGAAAAAAAAAGAUUAGUUUCUUAUGUCAAUAUGGUAAAUUCAGACUGAUAGAGGAUCCAUUUUUUAUGGAUUGCCACUUGAUCUAUUGGUGAAGACACAUUCAUCCUUUUAUCUACUGCAUAAUUUUUAGUUAAUGCUAUAGUAGCCUUACUAUAUACCUUCUGAAAUGCCAUUGAAUUUCAUGGGUUGUUGUUUUUUUUUUUAGCGAGUUGGGCAGAUUCAUAACAAAGGGGGAAAAAGCUGAGACUAUAUUUACUAAGAGAGAAACACUAUAAAUUUGGGGGGUUUUAAGAUUUUUAUUCUUCUUCUAAACAAAGUAGCUACUAUAAAGUCAGCUAUUAAGGUUGUCCUUCUUUGUUCACUAUGAAACAUCUUGCUUCUUAGUAAAUCAGAAAAUAAAUUCAAGAAUGUUAAAUAAAUUCCCAAGUCUCAUUGCCAAAAACAAAGAACCCCCCAAAACACCCCCCCCACACACAGACCUAAGGUAGGAACUACUUUCAAAAAACCCUUAUAUCAGUAUUGACGCCUUUCCCAUCUAGAUUCCAAUAAUAAUGUUACUGUAUUUUUUUUUAUUUUAAGAGGUGAUGUUGCUUUUUUGAGCAAAUUAAUUAAUAUUUUGAUCCAGUUGUAACUAGGGAAUUAUAUGGAUUUAUAGGGAAGUGUAUUAGAUUUCAGAAUUAAUAGGAUUUUGUGCAAUAUUUUUUCUUGAAUAAUUUAGUUGACACAAAUAUGUAGAUCUGUUUUCUAGCAGAUAAAGGUCAUAUUUUUUCAGUUAUAUAAAAAUGUAUGUAGCAUUGUUCAUGGUGAUUAUAAAAGUAUGUGGUGUACAUUGUUGGUAGACAGGUAUGUUUUCAUUUAUUUAAAAUUAAUAUGAGUGUCACAUUGUGGUGUCAUAAUGGUCUUAGCAACAGAAAAAUAUGCAAUAAGAAAAAUACUGCACCUAAGAUUAAUACAUUUAGUACAUGAAUCAAAAGUAUUGUACUUGGUAGUUAAUAUGCUUAUUCAAAUGUACAGUUAGGAUUCUAGUUGCUGCGUUUGUCAGGUAAUUCCUAAGCAAGUUAUUCGUGUCUGCACCAUCUCAAUUACAUAGUAUUUUUAUGGCAGUGAACACAUAUUGGGAUUGUGACAUCCCUUAUUGUGAUAUGUCUUUGCUAAGGUUCAUGAAGGGCAUUGCCUAUACUUUUUGAUUCUCUGUAAAUUAGUUGAAUUUUUCUUGUAUGUAUGUACAGUUUGCUUAACCCUAGAGCUUCUAUAGAUUCCUACUUUUAUUAUACUUGAAUAAGGCAAAAAAGCACUGUGGAAAGUCUGUAGUUUUGGAUGCAAUAUGCAAAUACACCAAAAAAAAUCAGGUACUGUAUAAUUAAGAUAAUCUUCUUUGUUUCACUUGAAUGUUUUGCAUUCAAGAAGCUAUGUAUAAAAUGUAUUUAGUUUUAAAAUGUCUUUUAUUGUUUAAAUGAUAGUUUUAAAAACUUCAAUGAUGCAUUAUUAGAAAUAAUGAAUCUUAACAUUGGACCUCAGUUAUAGCUUGUGCCGCCACAGUAGUCCUGCAGUAAUAAUUUAAGUUCACUCAAGUCCUAGUCAGUGACUCUAAGCUUAGAACAAGACAAAAAUAUAAACAUGUGCCUAGAAAAUGCACUAAAUAUAUGUUGUGCUCUCAUAUCACAACACACUAUUAGUCUGCUUAAAAAGCCAUUCAUAGUCAUAUAAUAUAUAGGCUUAUUAUUCUGCUGCACCAUUGCUAAAAAUGCAAACAAAUAUUAACUGCAUAUAAGACCCCUAACAUUGAAGAAAACAGGACCUCAUUAUGUAACAGAUCUGUUUGUUAGUUAUUUGACACUUUGUAGGAUCUAAGAUUCCCUAAAUGUAGGUACUGUCUCCACUAAAUUAUAUGUUAACCACCCCCAUGCCUCAUCUCUUGUGAGUUACUUGUUUAAAAAUAUUUAUUACAUCUGACCAGCCUUCUGGUGAUAAGCCUCUUAAACUUAUAUCAGCUGGUCCUCCAAAAAUGGAGACCCAGAAUGCCAGGGAUACUGUUGUUAACUCACUUCUUUGUAAACCACCAGAGACUGUACCUCAUGAGCAGUAACCUUUGAAAAUCCAGGAUUGUUAUCUUCACACCAUGAGGCAAUGGAAUGGGUCCACUGUGGAGAACUGAAUUAUAGGUACAAAAUUGAAUGUUUCUGUAUCUUUUUAUUUAGAAGUAGAACUGUUAUGAAUAAACUUUAAAAAAAUAAAAUAACAUCUAUACAUCACCUUGACCUGUAGUUAGUCACAGAAAUUUAUGAAAAUUUGCAUCUAGCAUUAAGAUCUGAUUCAUUGCUAUUGCAUCCUUCAGACUACAGUAUAAAUCAUCUCCAAAGUUGCAAACCAGACCUUUGACUGCUAUCUGGAGUACAAUGUGGGUGUGUGGGUGUGUGCAUGUAUGUGUGUGUGUGUGUGUAUACACACACCCACACACACACACAUAAUA